AUGGAAAACGAGGAUAUUGUUGCUGUUUCCAAGCCUCUGGGUAUGCCAACGCAUCCCAGCGGAGCAUAUCGCUGGAACUCUCUUACUAGCAUAUUGAGAGAGGAGCAUGGAUAUCAGAAGCUUUAUCCUUGUCACCGUCUUGAUAAAGCUACAUCUGGGGUGUUGCUACUUGCCAAAAACGCAGAAACCAGUAGUCGUUUUCAAUCGGCAUUCAAUGACAAGAAGAAUACUGAUAAGUGGUAUUUGGCCAGGGUUGAAGGUAAGUUUCCCUCCGGACCGUUCGUUUUUGAUCACCCCGUCUUUUCGCUAAGCUACGGCGGUUACAUCAAUAUCAGAAACACAAGUCAAGUCCCCAUCUCCUCAACGGGUUUCGAAUUGGUGAAAUACUCCAAAGAGCUAGAUCAAAGCAUUGUGCGAUGCAAAGCCAUAACAGGUAAGAUGCACCAGAUCAGAAUCCACUUGAGGUGCCUUGGCUUUCCAAUCGUAAAUGACUAUCUAUAUAAUCCUCCCAAGGAGAACUCAAAGGGGCAGUUCAAGCUACAAAUCGAGCAAGCAUUGCAUGAGAUGGUGAGGCUGAAAUUGAAAGAAACGGGCGAUAAGUUCGUGGACUUAGAUGCCCUUGUUAAUGAACAUCCUGAAUUGAAAGAGCAGAUGGCAGAGCUCAAAAGGCUCAGGGAUACCAAUCAUGAUAGGGAAUUGAAGGACGUUUGUCCUGAGUGCUCGAAAAUACUACUUAGUGACCCAGUCAACGAAGAGAUUUACCUUCAUGCUCAUCGUCUCAGGCACAGAGGGGAUAUUUCUUUGGACAUAACCACGGAAAUGCCCGAAUGGGCCAAUAUCUGA
Candidozyma pseudohaemuli is the source of this 843-nucleotide messenger RNA. RefSeq lists its product as uncharacterized. Gene Ontology annotation, molecular function: pseudouridine synthase activity; RNA binding. Gene Ontology annotation, biological process: pseudouridine synthesis. NCBI's taxonomy places the organism in Eukaryota, Fungi, Ascomycota, Pichiomycetes, Serinales, Metschnikowiaceae. The coding region runs from base 1 to 843 and encodes 280 amino acids. The record is from RefSeq and is a predicted model, not a curated record. The transcript has a single exon.